AUGCACUUUUCUUUAAGAGAUAAGAAAUCAUCAUAUUUCAAGAACAUGUUAAAAUCCCAGGAGACUCAAAGUGCCACAUUCGUAAAACACUUCACGUUUCUCAGAGCUUUAGAAGCUAGUUACCUCGUUGCCGAGCUCAUAUCCAAAAACCGUAAGAAUCACACUAUUGGAGAAAAAUUGAUAUUACCCGCCUGCAAAAUUAUUGUUAGUAAAAUUCUUGGGGAGGAAGCAACCAAACAGAUUGAUAAUAUUCCAUUAUCGAACAGUACUAUUAGUCGCCGUCUACAAGACAUAUCUGAGAAUAUUGAAAAAUUUGUUAAUGGAAAACUAAUUCAUAGCAAUUUUUCUAUUCAGGUGGACGAAUCAACAGAUUUUUGUUCAGAAUCUCAUGUUAUUGUAUUUGUUCGAUUUGUAAAUGAUAAUGCGAUUGAGGAACACUUCUUAGGCUGCAAACAAAUAAACUGUACGACCAAAGGAGAAGAUAUAUUCAAUCUUGUAUCUACAUAUUUCGAGCAGAAUAAUAUAUCAUGGAAAAAUUGUGUUGGGAUUUGCACAGAUGGUGCUCCCUCAAUGGUUGGAUCUAGGAUUUGUCGCUUUUGCAAAACAGGAAAAUGA
This is a messenger RNA of Octopus sinensis (East Asian common octopus), 615 nucleotides long. Its product is annotated as zinc finger BED domain-containing protein 5-like. The record is from RefSeq and is a predicted model, not a curated record. NCBI's taxonomy places the organism in Eukaryota, Metazoa, Mollusca, Cephalopoda, Octopoda, Octopodidae. The transcript has a single exon. The coding region runs from base 1 to 615 and encodes 204 amino acids.